Funneliformis mosseae is the source of this 158-nucleotide messenger RNA. The record is from the annotation of a GenBank genome assembly. NCBI's taxonomy places the organism in Eukaryota, Fungi, Glomeromycota, Glomeromycetes, Glomerales, Glomeraceae.
UCGUUAGUAAAUAUACAACUGCCGAUAUAAUGGCUGCCAUGAUAGUCGCGCCACCUCCAAUAAUUGCUGCAAUUAUUUCUGGGUCCUACAAAUUAUUGAAAAGCAGAGUUAAUAAAAUAAAUAAGCAUUUAGUCGUUGAUAAAUGGGACUUACGUUAA